Molecule: messenger RNA, 1506 nt
Organism: Lachancea mirantina
Lineage: Eukaryota; Fungi; Ascomycota; Saccharomycetes; Saccharomycetales; Saccharomycetaceae
Source: the annotation of a GenBank genome assembly
AUGCCCGUGAUUCGAAACCCAGACUCUGUUAAAAGGUACCUCAGAUUUGAGAGAGGCCGACUUUUGCGCGACUUUUUGAUUAAAGAGUUGGAGAGCGAUUAUGAUGGGUCCAGGAAAGAUGAUACUAGCGACGAUGAAUUAAAAAUAGAAGAAGAAGGAGCUAAUUAUGAACUGGAACAGAUAUUGAAUAUGGGUAAAUUAUUGGGUUAUUUGGAAAGGUUUAUUGCGUUUUCGUUUCUUGCUUCGUUAGACUGUUUCCUGCAUUAUUUGACAGUGGUUCCCGUCAGGAUCGUAUACGCAUUGACAAGGAAAAAGGGUCUUCAAAGAACUCGAAAGGAAUUGACGAUGUUGAUCCUUAUAGUACUGGCCGCUUGCGGUUUGAGUCACAUGAAUACGUCGCGAGUUUACCACGUAAUUAAGGGCCAAAGCGCUAUUAAACUGUAUAUGAUGUUUGGAGUGCUUGACAUGUGCGAUAAAAUGCUAUCGUCAGUGGGACAAAGUCUUUUGACAGCUUUAAUGGCUAACAAAUACAAGCAGAAAACCAUUGAACCAUUUUUGUUACAAUUUUUCGCAUUGUUGUACCUGUUGUGCCAUGGAAGCGUUUUGAUUUAUGAAACGAUAGCACUUAACGUUGCGGUGAACGCGUAUUCAAAUUCACUUUGGACGCUUUUACUGUCCAUGCAAUUUGCCGAAAUCAAAUCUUCCGUUUUCAAGCGCAUUGACAAAGAAGGUCUUUUCCAAAUCGCCAUAGCAGACGUCGUGGAAAGGUUCCAAAUGUUUAUUCUUUUGCUCAUUAUAGCUAUUAGAAACCUCGUCGCAUCUGGAUCGACUUUCAACACUUUAGUACCGGACUCUUGGACCUUCCACACGACUUCGUCGCUCGUGGUCGGGAUUUUGUGCGGACCCACCGUUGUCGUCAUAGGUAGCGAGAUCCUCGUCGAUUGGAUCAAACACGCCUACAUUACCAAAUUCAAUCGAAUUCGUCCUCAGAUUUACGACAACUACCUUUCGAUUUUGAGCGCCGAUCACAUAAAUCAUCUUUCGAAAUUCCAGGCAAGAACAGGACUUCCAGUCCCUGCUUUGGUCGUAACACUCAUCGUUUUAACGAGACCUCCGCUCCAACAAAGUUUGAAAGAUACAUCUACGUCAAAAACCGGGCUGAUGCUCAUUCUCAGUUUAGCAUGCGUCUGUCUAAUGCUAACCAAAGUCAUUUUACACUUAUUUCUCGUCAAAUGGUCCCGCCUACUACAAUGCUCCUUGCCGACUUCGUUUGAUCCUGAAAACGGCUAUACUCCCGGAAUGCUCUCUGCUGGCAGAGGCAAAGUCGACGAGGAUAUGCGCCAGUUAAUUCAUGCGGAUUUACGCUCUUCGAGCGACAAGCAAAGGCCACACACAGCCCAUGUCCCUACAAGUCUCCAUGAGCUGCGCAGAAGGAAAGACAAACGGGAUUCAAAGUCAUUAAACAAGGUUAUGCGGUAUAAAAUGGUAUCAAAGAACAUAUGGUGA